Crotalus tigris (Tiger rattlesnake) is the source of this 1052-nucleotide messenger RNA. Its product is annotated as GTPase IMAP family member 2-like. The record is from RefSeq and is a predicted model, not a curated record. Gene Ontology annotation, molecular function: GTP binding. Lineage: Eukaryota; Metazoa; Chordata; Lepidosauria; Squamata; Viperidae. The transcript is spliced from 3 exons. The coding region runs from base 140 to 892 and encodes 250 amino acids.
GCGGGGGAAACGGCAGAAGCCUCAAGUUCCGCACAAGCGAAGCGGCGGACGGGACGGAGGCGCCUUCGAGACCCCCCCCCCCAUCGUCCCCCAGAGGGAAUUCGAAUGCUGGCAGAUCUGAACUGGCCUCAGGGAAGCCAUGGACGCCGAGAAAGGAGAGGAACUCCGGCUCAUCCUGGUGGGGAAGACCGGAGGCGGGAAGAGCGCCACGGGCAACACCAUCCUCGGCCGGAAGGAGUUCGAGUCCACCUUGGGGCCAAACGCCACCACCCUGAGGUGCCAAAGGGGGCAGGGAACCUGGCAGGGCAGGAAGGUCUCCGUGGUUGACACGCCCGGCCUUUUUGAUUCGGCAAACUACAAUGAGAUUGUGCGACGUGAGAUCGUGGCUUGCGUCGAACUCUCCCGGCCCGGCCCCCACGCCCUGAUCUUGGUGACCCAGGUGGGGCGCUUCACCGCGGAAGAUGCGGCUGCCGCAAACUGUGUCUGGGAUAUCUUUGGGGCCGAGUCCGCCAGGCACACCGUCGUCCUCUUCACCUGCCUGGAGGAUUUGGGAGGGGGCCCCCUGCAGGAGUACGUCCAAAAGUCCGACAACCGGAACCUACGGGACCUGAUCCGGCGGUGCGGGAACCACUACUGUGGCUUCAACAACAAGGCCACGGGAACCGAGCGGGAUAGGCAGGUCUCGGAGCUGAUGGCGACGGUGCAGAGCGUCGUUUCCGAGAACCGGGGGCGCUACUACGUCAACCGGCUGUACGGGGAGCCCAGCCUACGGGACGAGCACAUCAGGAUCUUCGUCGAGCAGAACCGAAAGCUGUGUAGAAGACUCAUCAACCUCCUCCUUUCAUUCCGGUUGGCCUGUUGUGGAUGCAGAAAUGACUAUUCCAUCUUGUGAAAUGCAUAUUUGUCACAAAAAAGGUAUUCGGCGCAGUGCUUCGCUGAUUUUUCCCCGCACAUGUUUGAAGUACGACUUCAUUUUGCCGCAAAAUCCAGAAACGGCGUGGUUCGUAAUUCCCUUUUCUUUCUUCGAGAAAUAAACAAUGGCUAGACCUGCA